Molecule: messenger RNA, 4804 nt
Organism: Synchiropus splendidus (mandarinfish)
Lineage: Eukaryota; Metazoa; Chordata; Actinopteri; Syngnathiformes; Callionymidae
Product: protein EFR3 homolog B-like
Exons: 22
Coding region: 441-3050 (869 amino acids)
Biological process (GO): protein localization to plasma membrane
Cellular component (GO): plasma membrane
Source: RefSeq, a predicted model, not a curated record
AUUGAGCCUUUUUAGAGCUAAAGUUACCUCUAAUGGCUGCAUAGAGCUAAUUCAAGCUAUUUAGGCUUUGUUCCGUUUAGAUAUGUUUUUUUCCAAAUCCAACUGCAGUAUAAAUUACUGUCAUGUGGAUGAACAAUAUAUUUUUCGGAUUGUGAUGACAUAUGAGUUUGUAGAAACACAAAAUGGAAAUAUUUUCUGGUUGUGUCUGAAAUAUAGUGCAGGAAUUUCCCAGUUGAAUUUAAGCAGCAAAUAUCACAUUAUUUCACUUAAAAGUACCUUCAGUGUUGUGUUCAUUUCACUGUGAUGGUGCGCUGGAAAUUCAAGUUUGCGUAUAAGUGUUGUCCCGUAUAGAGUUAAACAGCCAGGAAUGUGUGACGUAAUUAGAAAAAUCCAGAUUUACUUUCUCCACUCUCAGACCUUAACAUUGCCCCACUGCAGUCAUGCCAGGAGCAGUGACGUUUCCCAGCCUGCCACAGGGGGUGACCAUGGCCUCACUCGCCAGACGCCUCAGUCCACCAGCUUUGCCCCAUAACAUCCCCGUGCCCUCCCUGCCCAGUUUACCCAGUAUGCCGCGAGGGCUGUUGCUACGCAGGACAGCCACCAUGCCAAACGUUUCCAAUGCUGAGUGGAGGAUGGUGCGAGAGUGCUUUGGCGUGUUGGACCACCAGCCUUCUUCAGGUCUCUGUGGCUGCUGCUGGGCGCUGCGUCCACGCUUCAAGCGACUUGUUGACAACAUUUUUCCAGAAGACCCAGAGGAUGGUCUGGUGCAGGCCAACAUGGAGAAGUUGACCUUUUUUGCGCUCUCUGCACCAGAAAAGUUGGACCGAAUUGCCGCCUAUCUGUCCGAGCGCCUUACCAGGGAACUGAACCGCCACCGUUACGGAUACGUAUGUAUUGCCAUGGAGGCCAUGGAGCAGCUGCUGCUGGCAUGUCACUGUCAGAGCAUCAACCUGCUGGUGGAGAGUUUCCUGAGCACUCUCCGACUGCUGCUGGAGGCAGACAAGCCACACUUGCACAUCCUGGCUACCAAUUCUUUUGUGAAGUUUGCCAACAUCGAGGAGGACACACCAUCCUAUCAUCGCAGCUACGACUUCUUUGUGUCUCGCUUCAGUCAAAUGUGUCAUUCCAAACAUGAGGACAUUGACGUGCAGAACAGAACUCGUGUGUCAGGUAUCAAAGGACUGCAGGGCGUGGUGAGGAAGACGGUGGACGAUGAGCUGCAGGUGAACAUCUGGGAGCCUUGUCACAUGGAGCAGAUUGUUCCAGCCCUGCUUGUGAACUUGGAGCAGCACACACAUGCAGAGAGUAGCGGGUCUCCAGCUGAGCAGACUGAAGUGUGUUUCAGGGAACUGUUUAGCCGAGCUGCUUAUGGACACAUUAACAACGCCAUCCGGCCGGUGCUGAUGCAUCUGGAUGUUCACAAUCUUUGGGAAGGCAGAACCUUUGCAGUGCGAUGUUUCCAGAUCAUCAUGUUCUCCAUCCAGUCUCAGCACUCUCAUCUCGUGAUUCAGCAGCUUCUGGGCCAUUUGGAUGCCAACAGUCGAAGUUCUGCUUCGGUGCGAGCUGGCAUUGUGGAGGUUCUGUCGGAAGCUGCCAUCAUAGAAGCUACUGGAUCAGUAGGACCUACAGUUUUGGAGGUUUUCAACACGCUACUGCGUCAGCUCCGCCAGAGUGUGGACUAUCAGCUGACUGGUUACCAUGACAGUGCAGGACAACUGCGGACCAGCAGUGAGGGAGAGGAGCUUGUACAGGAAGUGGUCAUUCGCACCAUUGGGUCAUUCGCCAACAUGCUGCCUGUAUAUCAAAGGUCGGAGGUCAUGCUGUUCAUCAUGGGAAAGAUCCCUGUUCCUGGUAUCUACCCUGCUCUGGGCUCACCCACUACUGGGUUCGAAGGCAGCCGCAUGAUUCAGGUGAUGCUACUCAAGUCUCUGCUGCAGGUUUCCCAGCGUUAUGAAAACAGUAACCUGUUGGUGGCGCUGCCAUCCUCCUUCCUGCAGCCACUACUCUCCUUCACCCUGAUGGAAGAUCCUGAGAUACGGCUGCUGGUUCUUUUCAUUCUCACGUCACUUAUUGACCGUCACCGUAACAGACAUACCCUGAGCUUCAGCGUCGGGCUCACUGCAUCCUCAUUGAAAAUGAAGGAAGACCACAGCUCACGCCAGGAUGUGUUAUUCAUGAGGAAGCACGCUCAGCAUCUGUACAGACACAUCUAUCUGGCGUGUAAGGAGGAGAACAACGCUCAGAGUCACUACGAGGCUCUUUUCACCUUACUGGCUGUCAUCACUGUGGAACUGUGCAAUGAUGAGGUUCUUGUUGACCUGAUCCGAGUGGUCCUUGCACUCCAGGAGCUGGCUCUGUCCAAACAGGAGGGUUUCUCAACACUCAACCGCUGCGGUGUGCACGCGCUUUGUGCUGCUUUCUUCCGCCUCCUGGCUCAACUAGGUCCCCCACCUCCAUUCCAGCACUACAUCAGACAGGUGAUUGACACCCGAAAGGGGAACUCUCCUUACCUUCUCCCUGAUGUCUUCAGUGACUCCACCAAACUUCCUGAGGAAGAGCUGAAGGUGGACGAGGCAUGCUUGUUCGUCCAAACACAGAUCUGUGAGGCUUUGGCAGGAAGUAGUUAUCACACCCACGUGGAGCGGUUCAACAUCCUGUACACACCUCAGCUCACAGACGAUGAACGUCUGACGAAGAGGAAGAGUGUUGGGGACAUUGUGUCUUUGCAGCUGGACCCACAGAUAUCACCACAACUCCCUCGGAAACCUCAGAUGGAGCAGAUAACGUUUGAGACACUGAAGAAUGCAAUUGACAACAGAGAAAGUGAGGAAGAAGAAGUGAGGAAGCGACGGAAGCUGGUGGAGAAGUUUCAAACCGCACCGUUUGAAGAGAUUGCUGCUGAGUGUGGGGCCAGGGCGUCCCUGCUUCAGUCCAAACUGGAUCAUGUGUUCGAGCUCAUCAUCUGCCCGCCGCCAUCCCCAUCGGGCACCGUGCUGUCGCGUUCCACGCCAUUGCAUGAAAUGAAGUUCCCUGAUCUAUGUGUCUACUAGUGAUGAUUCCUGGUAUCGUGUUGUCACCAGUAUACUAUAUAUAUAUAUAUAUAUAUUCCUCCAUAUAUAUUCCAAUGAAGAAUAAAGGAUUAUAUUAGACUUAAUUCAAUUUGUUAUGUUACAUGUGGAUUGAUCGAUUGAUCAAUUGAUCGAUUGAUGCCUGUUGGUUGAAUAAUGAUGAGGAGGUUUUUAGACGGGGAGUAGGUGGAUCUAUGCCUAUUGAUAAUGCUUAAACAAUACUGCUGUAAAACACAGGCUUCCUCACUUGCUUCUGAUAAUUUUACUUUUAAUCUACAUACAUUUACAUGCUUUGAUAUCAAAUAUCACCCGACCGCCACGUCUGCUCCACUGCUUCACUUUCACUCGAUGUCUUUAUUGAUGACAUUCUUGAAGAGUGUGAGCAGUGGUCUCUGACUGGGCGCGUCCCAGCUCUUCAUGAAUCCACCAUAGCGCUUCUCUGCGGGCGGAGCACCGAGGUGGUCUGCUCUGGGUGGGCCGUGGUAACGUUUAGUGGGCAGAGCCCCCCCCCAGCGGAAGAGUUUCAUUUUAUAUGUGCUGUCUUCCUUCUCCUGGUCAUCAUUCAGCAGCCGUUGCUCCUCUUCCUCCAACUCUUCGUCCCCUGCCAUGGCUGCCGCUGCUAGCAGCUCUCCAGCCAGAUCCCGCCUCCUCAUCUCUCGUGGGAAAACCUCAGUUGACUCCUCCUCCACGGCGUUGGAGGUGUACACUUUGACUGGCCGGCGUUUUUUGCCCAUAGGCUUCCCCCAACGAAAGUGCUCCAUGGAGUACGAGCGCUUCGUUUGAGGGGUAAGGAAUGGUGGAGGCGGGUCUUGCAUGUGGGCAUCACCAGGGAUGAUGGGCAUCUCCUCAGGGAGCGAGUGACACAGCUUCAGGCACUGCUGCAGGAGAAAUGAUUGUUUCCAUAGUCAUUCUAAUACGUAAACUUGAACUGCGCCAGCACACAUGCUGGUGUAAGAUUUAAACAAAUACUUGGAUGUCACAUCUUAGACGUUUAAAUUGAAUCUCACCAUGAUGCUGCUCUCAGAAUUCAGCUCCUGGCAGCUGGGAUCUUCCCAACACUUGCUGGCCCCUCUGGCCACGCCAACCACCAGCGCAGCCACGAACAACCACACUGUGCACAUCCUCCUUAAAAUCACAGACGGUAUGUUACUAUCACAGCUCAAGUACGACCCAUAAGCAGAGACAUUGAAACAAGGGCUGAGACUUGAUUGGAAUUAAAUCUUUUCAUAAUUCAUGAAUCUUUAUUAAACUGAUUUUAAUAUUCAUACUGAUUCGGAGUUAAAUCUGUACGCAUGAGUGUAAACAUCAGAGUGGAGGUGCUCCAGUGAUGCGUGAACUCUUUGAUGCAGAACAGCAUUGUUUGUGCUUUUAUCCUUUUUUUUAAACUUAGACUUUUCAAUGUAUUAUUCAUUAAAUUACAUUCCAUUUCAUUGUCAUUAGAUGUGUGUAUUAGAUGUACAAGGACAUGCAGUCUGGUGGUCCAUGUCCUGAGGUUUGUCUCAAAUGGAGACGGCGGGCCGGAGUGCAAACAGUUCAUCAGAAGGAUGGCGUGUGCUCAGUGGCGGCAGUAUUUCCUUUUUGUAAUCUCAUUCAGUAUCCUUCACCAUGGAGGUUUUGACAACACAUCAUUAUAUAUUGUUGUGCACCUGGAACUGGUGACUCAAAAACAAAGUUUCACUUGUUCACUGUGUUAUUUUGAUGGGCUGUGUUUGUCGGAUAUUAAUUGAUUAAAAUGA